Molecule: messenger RNA, 420 nt
Organism: Colletotrichum graminicola M1.001
Lineage: Eukaryota; Fungi; Ascomycota; Sordariomycetes; Glomerellales; Glomerellaceae
Exons: 1
Coding region: 1-420 (139 amino acids)
Source: RefSeq, a predicted model, not a curated record
AUGGCGCAGUGCCCCAUGAUGUCCUUGCUCGCUGGCUUGCCCACGACCGGCUGGACAUACAUCAAGGGCGUCGGCCGCCUUCUCGACGCGCUGGACCUAGCCGACGUCGCCUCCGCCGCCGCGGAGCCGCCGGUGACUGACAACGUCCGCCGGGAGGAGAAGUUCUUCGUCGAGACGGCGGCGAGUUUCGGCAUCGAGGUGAAUCUGCCGGCCUCCCGCGCCGGCGUUGUUGAGCGAGACGAAAAGCUUGACGGCCUAAAGCGCUUCGAGAGGCUGUUCCGUCGGCUGAGCAAGGGCCCCCAGCCGCUCGGCUGGCUGGAGGGCGCGGUCUUGUUGAGGAGGGAGUUCAUCACAAAUUGGAGCAGCGAUGAGUUCAGUCUUUGCAGACGAGCUAGGAGCCAUCAUCGACCGGGGAUAUGA